GAAAUCCAAGUUAUCUUUCGAGACCCCAAAAAUGGAGGCAGCAGAAGGUUUCUUCCAGACCGCUGCGAGCGUGAUCCAUCAUUUCCGAGUGAUGGCGUGGGUUCUGUGAUUCGCGUACAUGGUGCUGAUGAUGGGCGGGGGUGUCUUGCCAUGGAUGGAGAGAUGUGAUCGGGUAAAGAGGGAGGCCACAGAACGGCAGGAUAUGGCCAGGAGGCGGGAAGGAAAGGAGAGCAGAAGAAGGGAGGAGGCAGAAAGGCAGGCCGAGAAGGAGAAAAAUAAGGAGGAGGAAGAGAGGUGGAGAAGAGAGGCCAGCAGGCCCAGCGCCUCGAAGUUCUUGAAGAACGAAACAAGGAGCUGGAGACAAUUUUCUCGCGAUUUCGAGGAAGCAUGGCCGCUCUGGCCAAGGAGGUGACCCCCUUAUCCAAGGGAAAGGUGGCUAGAGGGGCCAAGGGUGCCCGGCCGACGUGGAGGCCAUAAUUUGA
Molecule: messenger RNA, 482 nt
Organism: Penicilliopsis zonata CBS 506.65
Lineage: Eukaryota; Fungi; Ascomycota; Eurotiomycetes; Eurotiales; Aspergillaceae
Exons: 2
Coding region: 128-412 (94 amino acids)
Source: RefSeq, a predicted model, not a curated record